CGGGUUUUCGCGACGUCACUGCAUUAGCUCGCUGCUAGCAGGCGGUGGCCGCGUAACAAAACGAUAAUUUCUGGUUUUGGGGGGCCGCAGUUUUUAUAUUUGAGGAGUUUGUAAAAGACUAGGAAAACAAGCGGAGCCUGUACUUCCACCCACAAUGGAUAUUGAUGUGAAGAAGUUGAAAGUCAAUGAACUGAAAGAAGAGCUCCAGAAGAGGGGGCUGGACACUCGCGGGCUCAAAGCAGACCUGGUUGACCGGCUGAAGGCUGCUCUGGAAGCUGAAGAAGCCACACAGCCAUCAGAGGAUGCCACGGCUGGUGAUGCACAACACACUGAAGCAGGUGCGGAGGAGGCUGAUUAUGAAGAGGGCUCUCAGCAGGGGCAGCAGGAAGAUGAGAACACUCACUCUGGGGAACAUGAGGAAAAAGUGGCUCCUGAAGUGGAUCACAGUGCCCCUGACCUCUCUGUAGAUGUCAGCAUGAACAAAACAGAGAUGCUGGAGGAACGUGAACCCAAACCAGAAACAGAAGCACAGCCUGUCUAUAAGGAAGAACAAGAAGAACAACUAGUAGAUGUGAAGAGGGAAGAUGAAGCAAAGCCAGAGGAUCAGCAGCCAGAAGCAGCCAGUAGAUGGGAGGACAAAGAGGCCCAGCAGGGCUCACAGCACAAGUCCCAACAGGACAGCGGCGCACACUACGGCCGCAAGAGACACUACGAUGAUAGCCACGGCUAUGGCUACUAUGAGCACCGGGAGGACAAGAGGUCCCGCUCGCCUCAGCCACCAGCCGAAGAAGACGAGGACGAUUUUGAUGACACGUUGGUAGCCAUCGACACUUAUAAUUGCGACCUGCACUUCAAAGUGUCCCGGAACAGAUACAGUGGCUACCCUCUGACUAUUGAAGGCUUUGCUUAUCUCUGGUCUGGAGCACGUGCUACUUACGGUGUGAGCAAAGGUCGUAUCUGCUAUGAAAUGAAGAUAACCGAAGAGAUCUCAGUCAAGCAUCUUCCCACCAGUGAGCCUGACCCUCAUGUGGUGCGAGUGGGCUGGUCUCUGGAUUCCUGCAGCACACAGCUUGGAGAAGAAGCUUUCUCAUAUGGAUAUGGUGGAACAGGCAAAAAGUCCUCCAACUGUAAAUUUGAAGAUUAUGGAGAGAAAUUUGGUGAAAAUGAUAUCCUCGGAUGCUACAUUGACUUUGACAGUAGUGAGGAGGUGGAAAUUGCAUUUUCCAAGAAUGGGAAGUUGUUGGGAGUGGCAUACCGGGUGUCUAAGGAGGAGCUGGCUGGUCGGGCACUUUUCCCACAUGUUCUGGUCAAGAAUUGUGCUGUGGAGUUUAACUUUGGCCAGAAAGAGGAGCCCUUCUACCCCUCGCCAGACGGAUACACAUUCAUUCAAGCUGUUAGAAUUGAGGACAGGACAAGAGGCACUGUGGGCCCAGAGAACAAGGCUGAUUGUGAGAUCUUGAUGAUGGUUGGUCUGCCUGCAUGUGGCAAAACCACCUGGGCCAACAAGCAUGCUGAGAUGAACCCUGACAAGAAAUACAACAUCCUUGGAACCAACGCCAUCAUGGACAAGAUGAAGGUGAUGGGACUGCGACGCCAGAGGAACUACGCUGGCCGCUGGGAUAUCCUGAUCCAGCAGGCCACCCAGUGUCUGAACAGGUUGAUCCAAAUCGCCGCCCGCAAGAAACGCAACUACAUUCUGGACCAGACAAAUGUAUAUGGAUCAGCCCAGAGACGAAAAAUGCGUCCUUUUGAAGGGUUUCAACGCAAGGCUAUUGUAAUUUGUCCCACGGACGAGGAUUUAAAAGAGCGAGCGUUAAAGCAAACUGAUGUGGAAGGGAAGGAUGUGCCCGAUCAUGCUGUUUUAGAAAUGAAAGCCAACUUUGUGCUGCCGGAGCCUGGAGACUUCCUGGACGAGGUGACCUUUGUUGAGCUGCAGAGAGACGAGGCAGAGAAGCUCGUGAAGGAGUACAACGAAGAGGGCCGCAAGGCAGGGCCUCCGCCUGAGAAACGUUUCGAUAACCGGCAGAUGGGCUUCCGUGGCCAUAGCGGAAGUGGUGGUGGCAGCUUCCAGCGCUACGACAACCGUGGAGGCCCACGAGGAGGAGGAGGAGGCGGUGGCUAUCAGAACCGCAGCAGCUCAGGCGGAGGAGGAGGCGGCGGAUACAGAGGAGGUUACAAUCGUGGUGGCUACAACCAGAAUCGCUGGGUUGGGAAUUACAGAGACAACAGCUCAAGAGGCGGAUACAACCGUAACCAGCAUUCUGGAGGAGGAUACAAUGGCAACCGCCAGAGUUCCUACAACAAGGAUGGAUACAACCAGGGGUACAACCAGGGAUACAACCAAGGCUACAACCAGGGCAACUACAACCAAGGCAGCUACAACCAAGGCUAUAACUAUGGCAGCUACAGCCAGUAUCCAGGAUAUGGCCAAGGCUACAGUGAUAGUCAAGCCUCAGGCCAAUCAUACAACCAGCAACAGAGCUACAAUCAGCAGUACCAGCAGUAUGCCCAGCAGUGGCAGGAGUACUACCAGAACCAGAGCCAGUGGAACCAGUACUACAGCCAGUAUGGCAACUACUCCGGGCAACAAGGCAAUAGCCAGGGAUCCCAGGGCUCUCAGUGAAGUGCGUGUGCAAAUUCCAUCCCGCUACUGUCAUCCAUCUUAUUACACACUCACAAACAAGCAUGCGUGCCCCAUCACCUUUUACUGUAACUCCAUCCUUUUGCAUAUGUUUCUGACAUCCUUACCUGCCAAACAGCCAAGAAGCUGCAUCUUAGAUUCUUUUGUAGUUUGAGAGAAAACAUUGUUCUAGUUGGAGAGAUCAGAGAAAUAUCCUGUUAUCUUUGUUUUGAACUGUACAUUAAGAAUGUCACAGAACAACUGUGAUCACAUUUAACCCACGUGCAUUAUGCAUCCAGGUACUGUUACCACAGUGACAAUGCAAAACACUACAGGAAAUGACUGUAUUCAUUUUAUGUGGUAAAUGUUGAUUUAGCGAUAUCAUUGUGACUGAUUCCUUCCUAUUUUUAUAUAGGGGCGAAAAGCAAAGCAUGUUUUUCUUUAACGUGUUCCAGUUUUGUGACUAUCUAUCAGGUACAAGAGGAGAUAUAAAACCAGGCAGUGUAAAAUGACAGCCAUUUAAUUUUUUUUGUAGAUUUGCCAGGUUUUAAUUCCACAGAUUGUGUUAUAGAAGAGAUUUUAAGAAUGUUGAUAAUCCUAAUUCACUUAUUACAAUGAUAUGUCUUUUUUUUUUUAACUUUUUUUGGAAACAGCUUAAAAGACUUUGUUCUUUGUGUUUGUACAGUCUGGUUGGAUCAUUUUUUUCAGUCUGAAAAUAAAUUCUCAUAAUACACAAGUA
Colossoma macropomum (tambaqui) is the source of this 3359-nucleotide messenger RNA. It is a transcript of the gene hnrnpul1, whose product is annotated as heterogeneous nuclear ribonucleoprotein U-like 1. Gene Ontology annotation, molecular function: protein binding. NCBI's taxonomy places the organism in Eukaryota, Metazoa, Chordata, Actinopteri, Characiformes, Serrasalmidae. The record is from RefSeq and is a predicted model, not a curated record.